AUGAAGUCGACUCUACACGGCGUUAAUGGGAAUGGAAAUGAUCAAAAGCGGCCCGUCAAAAGCCGGUUAGAAUUCGACGACACCGUUUACAAAUCUGCCACGGAAGCUCUAGAAGCUUACAUCGCUCAGUUUGAGGGUGUCCGAAGCUUCACGACUUAUCCACGGCGUCCUUCCGAUUUGCUCUCUCCGGCGCCGAAAUUUUACUUUAUGGAUUCACUGGAAAGAAGAUUUAACAGUUCCUCUAACAAAUCUCCUGCCAAGAAAGUCGAUGAGCUUUUACAGUGGGUCAACGUAGCUUACGCCAAGGAGUUAUCGACGAAAGUUGUCCCUUUUGGAUACAGUACUACCUCCAAAUUAUCUACUUCAGGUGAGCAGGGUUGGUAUUCAGUUUUAUACGAUAAUCGUUAUUUGUCCCGUACGCCAUGUUUAGCCUCGUGGUUUUUGAGGAGUUUGUAAAGUAAAGUUAACCUCAAAUAUGAUGUAUAUGUAAGGUUAAUGGUACAGUGAAUGAGCACUACUGGUCUUCCAGCUUUAAUCAAUAGACGUACGCGUCCCAGGUAACCGCGUAUAAAAUCCUCGUAUUAAAAUUCCAGGAGAUCAUUCGAACCUUUCUUGUACAAAUAUCUUGGGGUUAGUUCUCUAUAACGAUCUCCUUUCGUCAUCUGUAUAUCGGAGUGACCUUUUGGAGUAGGAACCAAGUUUUUUAAUACAUGUAAAAGUCAAACUUGUGCCAUUUUUGGUCGUCAGCGGGUGCCUACUGCAAAUUUAUUCCGAAUUUGCGUUUAACCUUCAGUCGUUAUGAGUAAACAAACCAAGCAAGCACGCAGUCAAUCUUUUUAGAUUUUAAAAUUUAAGCUUACAUGCUAAGUACUAAUUAAACUUCACCUGACUGAAAAAUACCGGAACGAUUGUCUCAAGAAUUAUUGAAAAUCAGCUGGGAAUAAAUCCUAAAAGUCUUCGACCAUCACGACGGUAACAGAAACAAAGUAAAGCAUAAAUUAUUCAACGGGACGCUGGUCUAAGCUGUCAUUAUCAUACGGUAACCAGACUUCUUUCAUGUUAGAGCUUUAAAAUACAUUGUAGCUUUUUAGAUAGGUAAAUUUGAAAGAUACGUUUAUUUUGUUGGGAGUAAAAAUUAUUGUACAGUUCAAUUAUUGAAUUAUUGUAUACUUAGGAAAACAAGUUGUAGGUCAUAUUAUUCAGAGCAAUUGCCUCAUGAAUUAUCGACAAACGACACCUUAUUUUUAAGAAUAGUUAAGCCACUCUUUGCUUUGAAUCAGAAGCAACUUCAGGUCCAUGUGUCUGGUUUUUUGCAUUUUGAUAAUAAAAAGUUUACUCCUUUUUCAGAAAUAUUUUUCAUUCAAGAACAGCACGUUUGCUUUUAAGAAUGUUGUUUAGAGUUUUAGAGCUGAAGAACUUCUUGAUGUCUGAAAAUUCUGGCAAAGAAUAUUUUGUUCAGCAAAUACAAAUCAGUUGAGAUGCUGCAAGCUGCAAUGCAACAAAUGGUACUCCUUUGUAUCCACUGAAAUCUGACAUUCCCUGACAGGUUGAAAUUCUGUUGGCCAAUCAGGAAUGCUUUUUGCUCUGUCCACUGGUGAACAGAGUUUCAAAAAAUAAUCUCAUGGGGGUUGAAUGUCGAGAUUAGUAAGAGGAAAACAUUUUCUUCAAACAUCAGCAAAUUUAUAGAGUCCAUCAGCAGCAGGUCUAGGAAAGAAGCUUGAGGGUACUGUACCCUCACCUUAUUGAUAAUCCAAACGCUGUAGGCCAAAGCCUGUAGGGCAGAGAAAAAAAACAUUUUCAAGUUCUGGUCCUUAUCUUCCCUGAGAGUGUGGAUGAGUGAGCCUCUCCUUACUUGUGGGUUGAGAUCUGUCUGUGACGUUUUGAACCCCUCAAGAAAUCUUCUUUGGUUGUAAUCACUGGUACAGUGUAAUUGCAGCCUAGUUUUGAUGACAAGACUGCAGUUGUCAACAUUUGAUACUUACUUUCCCCAGUCUACAUGUACAGAUUGUCUCAAGAGGUCAAUAAAAUUGUCCUGCUUAAAGGAUUUUAAAUUUCGUUUCUCACCAAAUCGAAGGUAGGGAGAGGUGUUUUAUCAAUAAUUGUCAUGCAAUUAUUGCAUUACAAUUUAUUAUUAUUUGUUUGCAUCGUUGAUUGUGAUUGGUUCCAGUUAUGAUUUUUUAUUCAGUAUUUCAUUUUUGACAUGCUGCUAAGCAUUACAUACACUGUAUACAGCUAUUUCGAGAAAGGUUGUCAGAGAAAAAUGUGUGUGCAACAAUCCCGAAAGGUAAUAUGGGAUAUGAUCAAUACACUGUUCCUGACACUGUAGCUUUGGAACUUAGUUUUGUUGCUUUCCUGUAGUAAUUUCAAACAUAAGUCCAUCGCCUCUCGUGCCAUUUUUUUCAAAUUUCUUUAAUUCUAAUUCUUUUAUUGAUAAAUAAGUACACAAAGCACAAGUUAACGAUAAUAAGAUGCCAAAGCCAGAGGCUUAUAUGGCGUAGGUCAGAGAGUUACAAUGUGCUGCUAAGUUACAAUGAGAAUAAAAAUUAAUAAGUACAAAAUUACAGAGAAAAGGCAAACUAUUACAACAUAUAAAGAAUUAUUACUGCAUAUAAAGCAAAAUAAACAUAACAAUUAAUGAUAGAACAGUGAACUCAAAACCACCCACAAUACCUUUCAGGAUUGUCGCGUGCACUUUUUCCAACAGCCUUUCUCGAAACAGCUGUAUAUUUACACUGUACAUGUAGUGCAUGUAAAUAGUUGUUCCUUGUCCAAUGAUUCACCGGCAAUUUGCCUCUUUCAACGUUUACAGAUGAAGACGAUAUGAAUCCUUUUAGUGUAGGUGGAUAUCCUUCCAGAUGGGGCCAUGGUGAUGAACUCUCCACCCUCCCCUCUCCCAGUUCAUCUGUUGUUGAUCUCGAUAGCAAUGCUGGUACUGUGGAAACAGAAGUUCUUCUGAGCAGUUACAAAGGAAUUCACCAAUCCUCUUCAGGUGCAGUACCACAGUGGAAAUUGAAUUUCUACUGGAAUUAAUUUCUGAAUUGUUUAUAUUUAUUCACAGAGAACAGAACCAAACAUACUGUAUCAGGUGAAAAUACUUGAUGAUUUUAUAAAAAUAAUUUUUCUGCAGUUCUUCCAACUUGCUCCAUAUCUAGAUGCCACAAUUUUUAUUCUUUAAGGUGGCUCGACUGGAUUUUUUUAGGGGGAUACCUCCCAAGUUUGAGCCUUAACUACGUCGGUAUGAGUAAAGAUAUGGAAAAAAGGUUACCACAACUGUAUUACAUAAAGAUGAAAAUUUCUUAUGAUGUGGGUUUUAUUGCAAUCGGAGUCACCAUGGCAACAAAGUGACACCAUUACGUUUUUCAUUUAUCUUUGUGUUUUUCUGUACCAGGAGUUUUUUGAAGAAAUCGCUUAAGGGAGUAUGUACCUGCCAUAAUUGCCUCCAUUGUGGCAAAGUUUGAAGAAAUUCUAUGAGAGCGUUUUCGAGAUAUUUCGAAAUGCAGUUUUAAGAAUCAUAAAAACAGUGAAAUAGCAUGCUAGCCACACAAUUUGCUAAUAUUUUAAGAAAAUGAUAAGCUUUGGGAACGCGGCUUCAUCUCAUUGUGGUUUGAUUCCUUUUAAAGUGCAUACAAAAAAAGAGGGGGAAUUGCUCUGGGUGAUCGCGAGUAAGAGGAAUUUUAUUAACUUGCAUUCAGCUGCUUUUGAUACAGUUUUUGGAGGUAAUUUGUCCCAUGCCUAAAAAUUUCGCAUUUUUCCAAAAACCGCUCAAUAAAUUUUUUUAUAAAUUCGACAAUCCCGAGAUCAAUCGUCAAGAAAUAUUCCCUGCGAGUUUUAAGAACAUUGAAAACAGGGAAGGCUUUUAAAUAGGGCCUCAAAUGUAGCCAAUUUUCCCCCCAGAUUUUGUGUUUACAAGCGAGCGUCCUCAUUAUUCACUGGCAUUAUUUUCAAGUUUCAUAUACACGUGCACAUUUAGCAAAAAGAUAGAAUUUGCAUCAAAAAGGACCCUCGGUUAAAUCUCCGGAAUAUGCUAAUUACCGGAUAAAGAGGUUAGUGAUACAUUAUAACAUCAGAGCAACUCUUUGUGACAGUUUCUGUGAUGUUUUAACCCAAGUAAGAUAAUUAAGUAUUGCAUCCUACACAAUGAGCCGUGACGUUCACCGUUUCAGCUCUCACUGCUAUCUGUGACGACAAGCCAAUUAUUAGCAUAUACCGGAUAUUUCUUCGGAAAGUAAUCAAGAGUUCUUUUUGAUGCAAAUUUAUAUCUUUGGCUAGUUGUGCACGUGCAUAUGAAACUUGAAAACAAUGCCAGUGAAUAAUGAGGACGCUCACUUGUAAACACAAAAUCUGGGGGCAAAAUUGGUUAUGUUUGAGUCCCUAUUUAAAAGCCUUCCCUGUUUUCAAUGUUCUUGAAACUUGCAGGGAAUAUUUCUUGACGAUUGAUCUCGGGAUUGUCAAAUUUAUAAAAAAAUUUAUCGAGCGGUUUUUGGAAAAAUGCGAAAUUUUUAGGCAUUGACCAAAUUACCUCCAAAAACUGUAUCAAAAGCAGCUGAAUGCAAGUUAAUAAAAUUCUUCUUACUCGCGAUCGCCCAGAGCAAUUCCCCUCUUUUUUUUUGUAUGCAGUUUGCAAUGGAAUCAAACCACUAUGAGAUGAAGCCGCAUUCCCAAAGCUUAUCAUUUUCUUAAAAUAUUAGCGAAUUGAGCGGCUAGCAUGCUAUUUCACUGCCUUGAUGAUUCUUAAAACUGCAUUUCGAAAUAUCUCGAAAACGCUCUCAUAGAAUUUCUUCAAACUUUGCCACAAUGGAGGCAAUUAUGGCAGGUACAUACUCCCUUAAGCGAUUUCUUCAAAAAACUCCUGGUACAGAGAAACACAACAAUAAAUGAAAAACGUAAUGGCGUCAUUACGUUGCCAUGGCGACUCCGAUUGCAAUAAAACCCAGAUCAUAAGAAAUUUUCAUCUUUAUAUAAUACAGUUGUGGUAACCUUUUUUCCAUAUCUUUACUCAUGCCGACGUAGUUAAUGCUCAAACUUGGGAGGUAUCAACCCCAAAAAAUCCAGUCGAGCCACCUUAAUAGACCUUUUGCAUUAGUUGAUCAAGUGAUCAACUUUCAGUAAACACGAAAACAGUAUGCUUUUGAAAUGUUUUGUUAGCACUAGCUGAAAGAACAUAUUAAAAUUAGGUAACCUGUAAAUAUUCAGCUGUGUAUCUCAAAAGUAGCGAUUGCAACGGCUGCUGAAAAUUAGAAGGAUUUGUAUCAGAAAAACAACUCUUGCCACCCAGUCACGUUUGAGUGGUUUUCCAUAUGACUCCUUGUAAAUUCUGAAAUUUUUAAAACUAAUGUUUAAUCUUUCCCUUACACAUUUAGGUCUCAAAGUGCCUGUUAUUAAGAGGAGAUUUGGGCCCUGUAAUGCUUAAGUAUUUCAUGACAGUUUGAAAAUUUCAAAUUUUCAUUUAAGUAAUUCACAAACAUGUAACUAUAAUUUGAAAGUCCAAUUUACAGUACUGUUAUGGGUGCAAACAAGGCCAAAGUUGACCUUGUUUUAAUACAACCCUUCCACCUUUAUUUUGUAAAUCAUGUUGUUCUUAUGCUAACGAUUAUUUUUUUUAGUAAAAUUUUCAUAAGGAAAGAAAUGAGGUUUGUAUCAAAACAGUUCAACCUCAGCCUCACUUUCACUCAGAGGCUAGGGUACCAAGCCCAUAACUGUAAAAUGGUCUAUUACGUACAUUUGCGCGUGAACAAACUAGAAAUGCGUAAAAAAAAUGACUGAAAUACAGCGUUCACAUAACCAACUAAUGCUUACCAUAAACCCAGUGGUUCUUUUUGAAUUAGAAAACACAUCAUAAUUACAUUUUCAUUGAGAUAUUUGUUUCUGACAUUAUUAAAACUGUAUACUUCGUUCUUCUUUCGUGAAAAAAGUAAGCGACUUCUCUGAGCAAAGCAGCCGACACAUUCAGAUUGGCCACCAUAGAGGAAUUAAGAAGCUGACAUUAUGAGCAAUAGCCCUUCAUGAGAGUGAAUCCAGUGACGAAUUUGCUCUAACAUAGGCUGAGCACUCAAAACAUCAAUUUUUUAAAAUGAAAAUUAUGGGCGAUUCUUGCUCCACGGUACAAAUGUAUACUUUUCUUUAUCAGGGGUAUACUCUCACAUGGCAUCAUUUAAAUCUCCACCAAAGCCCAGACCAGUCACAAGAGCAAGCGCAGUACUACCGUUAAGUCUUAUGGGCUCGACCCACAGUCCUGAACCAUUUCUUAUAGGUUCGACCCAUCUUCUGGAACUGUCAAGAAGUUCUGUGUUUUUGUCUAGUGGUUCCAUUGUACCUAGUAUCAGUUUUGAUUUAAUUAUUUAAUCUAUUAAACAAUAAUUUUAAUGUAAUAUAUUUCCUUUAUUCGUUAGUUUUUGUUUUGUAGAUACUGACUGAAAAGUCUUAGGGGAGUUACUACUGAUUAAAGUGUGUUUCCAUCCAUGUAUCUAAUAAUUAGCACAGGAUCAUGUCAGUAGCUAACUGUAGGAUAGGAUAGGAUAGGAUAGCUGCUUUAUUAUCAACAGAGCGCCUACAGACACAUGUGUUUACAACAAUAACAAAGAUUUUAGUGCAAUAAUUACAGAGGUGUACAUUUGUAGAAUUUAUACAACUAGACGAGGUUAUAUUUAACGCGUCUUUCUCUUUCGCGGAAGCGAUCGCACACGUAUUUAGCCACAAUUUUUUUUUCUGAGACGUGGUUCAUGAUUUUUAAUUGAUGAAGAAAGUUUUUCAUGUAAGAAGGUUGCUGUCGUGGUCAGUUACAGCUACAUACCGAAUUAUUAUUUGUAACGUCAAGUUUGCCGGAUGCGGGUUGAGAGUGCCCAAUGGGGUUCGGCUUCAAUCCCACCAUCCUGGUCUGUACUUGAAAUGUGAUUCAAUUUUAUUGUUCUUUUGCAGUCUUGAUAAGAAGUUCUCCGGCUCGAGCAGCCAUUCAUCUUCUUCAGAGACUGAAAUAGGAAAAAAACCGUUUAUACCGAGCCCUGCUUCCAGAUCCACUCCAGCGCUUAAGAUCUCUGAUCUACGUGGUGGAGGUCGCCACCCAUCAAAAAGGGUCCAGGAACCUUCCACUAUAGAGAUGGCGGAGACAAGGAUGAACGGCGUUGAUUGGAAUGAUGCGGCAAGCAUAGACACGGACGUGCUAGUAUCCCAGUCUGUAUAUGGACCUAAUCCAGUGAACAUGGGAGGUGAAUUCCAUAACUCUUUAUACAAAGACAAAAGAGUGGCACGGCUGAAAAAAGAGUCAACUAAAAAGCUCAGAAAGAGCUCAGGUAAGGAGAAGUCCACAGAACAUUCUUUAGUUCCACAAAGAAGGUCAAAAAGUCAAACCUUUUCUCCCACGAAAACGUCAGGAAGGAAUGGGGAACCAUUCCGCGCGAGAGCCGAAACCAAGGAAAGUACUCCUGUACGCCAUAAAUUGAGGGAUUUCUCCCCUGAAAGAAGUCCUUUUACUGAGCUACCCGCAAGAUACAGCCUACCACCACAGAGUGAUAGAUAUGGAGCAUCAGAAGUAGCUGCAUGGAAUAGCAUUUCACCACAGGCCAUAAGAUACAGCUUACCACCACAGAGUGAUAGAUACAGAAGGGCAGUGGAUGAAACCGGCUCACAGAGGUACAUUUCACCUCCUGCUGUUAUCAGGUAUUCACGGCCAUUCAACCCCAAACAGGAGGAGGGAUCACCACUAUCUGCAACUAGACAACUAUAUGAAAAAUUUAGUGGUGAUAAAUCACCAUCGCGGUCCAACAAACCGAUGAAGAUAAACAUACCGAGUCGUAAGGAUGACAGUGACUUAGAAUCUGAAGACACCGAUAGAGUCAUGCGCAAAUCACCUACAGGAAUUAAAAUGGAGAAGAUUUAUAGAGAUCCCAGUACAAUGUAUCCAUGGAAAAGUAUGAUUCAGAGUUCUAGGUCACAAGCAAAUCCCGGUGAAGUGACACAUUCUAAAGUAAAGCGACCCCAGUACCACUCAACGCCUGCAGUGUUAGAGGGUUCAAGUAGUGCUGCUCUGCAAGCUGGUCGUCGGAACCAUAAAAAAGACGCAUUUUCAGCAGCAAGAACUACUUUUGAGGGCAGGUAUGCUAGUACAGCAGAUAACUUCAAAUUCAGACCUCCAAAAACUGUAUUCGCUAGCUCAAGUUACCGGCAAUCAAGAGAUGAAAAACUUGCUAAAUCUGCUCCACAUGCAAGGUACAGCAAACCUUCUACUGUCCCGAGGAGCAGAGUGAGGAACCUAACUCAUAAAAGAAGUAAAACUGUUCCGGCAGAUUUACGGCGGGUAGCCGUCAUAACCUCAGCAACUAGGCCCUCAAGGCAUUCUCGACGCAGUCUUGACGAUGACGUCAUUAGCUUGAACACGGUUGACACCGAAAGCCUCAUUACCCGUCCACCUAUGCCUGUUUUUCAUGCCAGUCCGUCGUUAACUACAGUGUCAGAUAGUGAAACAUUAGUUGACUCCGAAACUGAAACAGAGAUUGAACUGGAUGUGGCAAGAGAGCGUCAACCGAGCUCACGUCAUGUUACAGAGGUACAACAUAAUAGUGAUCAGAUUUCUCCCACUAGCGCGUUUGCGUCGACAAAUCCUCACGCUGCAGUUCGAGAGAAACUUCCGGAAAGAUUUCAGCUGUGGAAACUGUAAGUGUGUUAUCGUUAAUGCAGAGUACAAAAAUAGGCCAAUAGACCUCUUUAGCUGGGACCUCUACUGGGAAAACAAAACAAACAAGUGGAAUUUGACCCUUGUCUUUUCAUAAAUUAUGCGUGCAUAUGCACUUGAAUAAAACGAAAUUUGAAAGAAACAGUUCUCUAGAGUAUUAUCACAUGACCUGUAUUGGGAAAACAAAACAUACAAGCUAAAGAGGUCUAUUUACAAAUGUACGCUAUGCAACCUAGCAUUUGAGUGGAAGCUAGGCUGGCGGUGACUUAAUUGUCUACUGCCAUAUUUUUAGAUACCAUAUUAAAUUCUUCUUGCGAUUACUUUCAACAUAGUUGAAGCUCUUCGUGUGACCAGUCUCUUAAGUGGCCAACUCUAGUUAUUUCCAAGGUUGAAAACCUCCAUUCAUAUUACUUGAUAAUAGCUUUACAAGUCAAUUUGUGCUGCUGUUGUUCUGCGAAUUUGUCCGUUAUUACAUUUGUACGUCAAAUUUGACUCUUGCGACCUGUUUUUUUUUUUUCAAAUAAACUCACAAUUUGCCUGACUUAUUUUUGGCUCUCACAAAGUCAAAUCAUCAAUCGAAUGUACGAUCUCACCUUGAGUCUCCAUUCAUUCUUUUCGUGCCACCGUGCUGAUACACAUGUAUCGGUAAAACCACCUUUUGAUAUCUUCUUUGAACCCUUUAUGAUUUUGUAUGUUACAAUGGUAUUUUUCUCGAGGGCAAACGAAAUGGCAGAAUCUUAAUUCCAAACUCAUUUCUGAGUUGUUAAGAGUAAAAAAAUUGCAGUCCUUGAUACGAAAUGUAUUUUGGUUACUGUACAGAGAUGACGAUACAAAAGCGCCUGACAGCUUCAUUAAAAGGCGCUUUACAAGUCCUAAGUCUGGUGUCAUAUCAUCCUUUCUGGAAGACUGUUUAAGUGUUGACAGCGAUGAUCCAAAGCUGACUGUAAGUUUGCAUUCAUUAUUUUAUUAAUGCCUCUAAGGUCUCUGAAUAUCGUGAUGUUAGUCUUUCGAGUAAUCUGAGAGGGAGAACAUCAAAAGUAGCUCAGAAGUCAAGAGCUGACAGCUUCGAAAUCUACGUCGAGGAAACUGCGUUAAUGUUUUGUUUUAACUAUAGCGUGUCCUUGAAUCUGAAUUGCUGCUGUAUAGGGUUUGGCGAAUGAGUUUGGAUCGGUGUCCAACACGUUCCAUCCGUCUGACGGAUAGAACGUCUGAAGAUUGCAUCCAGGACAAACGUCGAUCUUCACACGCGACGAACCGACGCUUAAAAUUAGAAGGUGCACUGAGUUGUAAAAAGUUGUCGCUGCUAUUUGUGUGGAAAGACUGUGUGUUCGGUCUCUUCGUUCAGCGGUCUGAAUCAUCUAAAAACUGAUCUUUUGCGGUCUAUUUUUGAAUCCUCAUAAUACACUUUGAUAUUGUUAUUGCCAUUAUUAUACUAAGUUACAUGUAUUGUUUUCAAUUAAUGGGCAUGGGAGCGUUUAUGCAAAAAAACGUGUACGCCCUAAAACGUGUGCGGCCCUUUAUAUCCAAAGAAACUGCAAUUCAAAUUUAUAACGUAUUAAUUAUGCCUCAUUUUGAUUACUGCAGCCCCGUCUGGGACUGUUGUGGUUACUUGAGUGAUAAGCUCCAAAAAUUACAGAAUCGUGCAGCCAGAGUUAUUACCAAAUCACCCUUUGAUGCGAGCUCAAACCACCUUCUCUCCACCCUCAGCUGGGAGAGGCUAUCUCUUCGACGAAAGAAACAAAAAGCCUUAAUGAUGUAUAAAACCAUGAAUGACCUUGCUAUCUCUCAGCGUCACUCUGCUUACAACUUAAGAAACUCUGAGGGAAGGCUGACCCUGUCCAAACCAAGCACCAAUUAUUUGAAACGAAGCUUCUCUUACAGCGGGGCCAUGUUAUGGAAUAAUUUGCCCAAAAACUUUAAAAAUGCUGCAUACGUGGAGCAUUUUAAGCGAAAUAUCAAGAAGGUAGCUGAUAUAUCGGAUUCCCACACGGCAAUCAUGAAAAGCAGUGGUAAUUAGUUUUAGUUUUUAACUUAAGCUUAACUGAUGAUUUCCCGUGUUUAAAUAAAGAUUUACAUACAUACAUACAUACAUACAUACAUAGGGGGGCAAACAGAUUGUGUUACGGGAGAUUCGAAAAAAGAGUAAUUUUAAUGUCAAGUGCAUAUGAAAUCCAGUCGUGUCCGAGGAGUAACUUGAGUACACAUUGCAUGGUGGCAUUUGUUUGUUGUUUCUAUAUUUAGAAAGCAGAUGAUAACAUGCCUUCUGCAAGACUCAGUGGAAAAGAAGCCGCCCCAGGCCCCGUGGAAGCUUUGAAGCAGAUGUUGUUUACUAUGCAGGAUAUGGCACAUCAUGAAACAUUGGACAACGGUCAGUUUUAUAUGGUAAGUAUCAUACAUUAAUCAGUUGAAAUACGUGCGUCUCGCCAUUACAGUAUACUAGAUAGGGUUGUGAUCCAGUGUGCGCUUGCGUGAACUGCUAACAAUAAUCUUUUAUUGUGUUUCCAUUUAAGAAUACGGAUUUCAAGACUAGAGAAGCAAAAGACUUUUCAGAGUCAGGUAGGAUUUGAAAGAAGUGCUUCCUAACUCGUGAUCUGGGAGUUUUUGCGAAUACCUUAACCUUCAACGCCUAGAAGAGUGUUGCGUGUUGCUUCAAAGAUUUGCUUUGGGUUUAUUUCCUGAGUACACUACAGCUGGUCAUGUAUAAGAAGCUUGUAUCAAGGCACAUAAAUCUUAAGUAAAAGGGUUUAUAUAGCAUGUCAUUCAGCAAUCAGGUCUUACUAAGAUAGUCUAUCCUUUAAUUUUUAUCUCCAUUUGCGCAGAUAACCAAAGUGAAAAGGAUUCCGACAUUUUUCGUGGAGAAGUAUCUUUGCAAAGGUACAAAUACAGUUCUUGAAUGUCAGUUUACCGUUAUAGUAAUUAUAGUGGCCAUGUUAUGAAAACGCUCAUACAUGAAUUUUUGUGAACGAAGACGUAUUCGUGCAUCCAUAUGCAGAGAAAUUUUUGUGACUUAUAUUCCCUUAUUGUAAUAAAAUGUGAGUUAGCUUUACCAUACAUAACAGCUUGGAGGUUCUAAUUGAAUUUCCUUUCCCCGGCAUCUAUUAAUGGAGCAUAUGUUUUCCUUUCUGUCCGGCAGGGCGUACCAUCAUCUUGAGCGGCUCAAGAGACUUGUAGGAAGAGAAGAUGAUCGAUCUUCAGUGAGCUCCGUCAGCUAGUGUAGUUAAGUAUCUUCUGAUCAUAGUUUUGGAACAAUAAAGCCUUCCUUGGUGGAAGCGGACUUUUUGUCACUUAUCGCACAAACGUCUGGACCAUGACUCUAGACAACUAUCCUUAUUAAAAAACCUAUCCAGGCUUUUUUCGAUCUGAAAGCUGAAUCGAAUGCUAGUACCUGAGUGGUUGUAAAUCAAGGUCUUUUUACCGAUCCUCAUAGCUUUGGGUAAAAGCUUAGUUUACGCGGAAAUGGAUUCAUCAUUUCAUUUUAUUGGUUAGGUGUAGCAUUCGAAUAAUAUCCUACACAAUACAGUAAAGCUUAGGGCAUCUAACACACUAAAAAUAUAGAUAGUUCAAAUAUAGAUUGUUUAGCUUUUGCAUUUUCAAAUAUUCCAUGCAAUCAUGAGUUUUAAAAUAGUAUGAGACUACAGGGGUGAAUGAUUCACGAAAAUUUAUUGGUGAUUUUAAUGGCAUAUUUUUGACAAACAUAUAAUAAUCACAGAGUAAUAUAUAUGGAUAUUUAUGUCAUUACAGUUGACUUGUAUUGGAAAUUGUUUAGGCACCACGGUGUAAGUAUUGUAACACAACAGAUUAAAAAUCUUUUAUUUUGUUGAACACGGGGAACGUGGAAAAUUUGGUGUCGAAGUUUUAUCUUGUGAACUCUAAUGCGCAGGACUAUGACUAGCUAGG
Porites evermanni is the source of this 12562-nucleotide messenger RNA. The record is from the annotation of a GenBank genome assembly. Lineage: Eukaryota; Metazoa; Cnidaria; Anthozoa; Scleractinia; Poritidae.